Molecule: messenger RNA, 993 nt
Organism: Lodderomyces parapsilosis
Lineage: Eukaryota; Fungi; Ascomycota; Pichiomycetes; Serinales; Debaryomycetaceae
Product: exosome non-catalytic core subunit
Exons: 1
Coding region: 1-993 (330 amino acids)
Biological process (GO): U4 snRNA 3'-end processing; U5 snRNA 3'-end processing; TRAMP-dependent tRNA surveillance pathway
Cellular component (GO): cytoplasmic exosome (RNase complex); nuclear exosome (RNase complex)
Source: RefSeq, a predicted model, not a curated record
AUGUCACGAACAGCAGAGAUUACCACCAACCAACGCAAUUUUCUCCACUAUGCUCUUCAAAACAAUCUACGUCUAAACCCACCAACAAACCGUCCAUUCCUCGCCCACCGACCCAUCUCCAUCUACUUAUCCCCCACUGAAUACGGCUACGUUGAAGUGAGCUGGGGAGCAACCAAGCUAAGUGUACGAGUCACGGCGCAAAUUGUGAAACCAUACCCUGAUAGACCAUUUGAAGGGAUUUUUACCAUAAACAGUGAAGUAUCACCACAAGCAAGUUUGAAAUUUGACACUACUCGACAACAACAACAAGAUGAAGUCUUGGUAUCACGAAUUUUGGAAAAAGCUAUACGUAGAUCAAAUGCCGUUGAUUUAGAGAGUUUGUGUAUUGUUGCUGGUGAUAAAGUUUGGGAAUUGUGUGUUGAUUUGAAUUUUUGGAAUUAUGAUGGCAAUUUAAUUGAUGUUGGUUGUUUUGCCACCAUGUUGGCAUUGUUGCAUUUUCGUAAACCAGAUAUUAGUAUCCAUGGAGAUGGCGGGGCCGUUACUGUACAUGAUGUGAAUGAACGACAACCGGUUAGUCUAAGUAUUUUGCAUGUACCCAUUUGUUUAACAUUUUCAUUUUAUAAUUUAUCAUCGCAAGAGAUGAACAUCAAAGGGGGUGGAGCUACUGGUGGAGCCAUUGAAGACGGAUCUGGCACGUACCAUGACGACCUCGAAAACCAGGAUGAAAUAUGCCUUUUUGAUGCCGAUGCAUUAGAAGAAAGCUUGAGACAAGGUAGUUUAACAAUUACACUAAACAAGAAUCGAGAGAUUAUCCAAUUGAGCAAAAAUGGCGGUGUCCCCAUUGAUGCACAACAAUUGUUGGGUUUGUGUUUUGAAUCAGUAAAGAUUGUUGAUGAGUUGACGGAGUUGAUAAAGACUGAAAUCAAACAACAUGAGGAAAUGAGGUAUAAGCGGGAUAAUUUUAAAAUGUUGGAGUCAAGUGCUAGCAGAUGA